Molecule: messenger RNA, 1041 nt
Organism: Colletotrichum spaethianum
Lineage: Eukaryota; Fungi; Ascomycota; Sordariomycetes; Glomerellales; Glomerellaceae
Exons: 4
Coding region: 1-1041 (346 amino acids)
Molecular function (GO): oxidoreductase activity, acting on the CH-OH group of donors, NAD or NADP as acceptor
Source: RefSeq, a predicted model, not a curated record
AUGUCUCAACAACUCCUUGCUAUCACUGGCGUCUCAGGCCACGUGGGCUUCCGCGUACUUGUGGAGGCUCUCACUCGUGGGCACUCUGUCCGCGCAAUUAUACGGAAAGCCGAGCAAGCUGAGCUCAUCAAGAGCACCAAGUCUAUUCAACCGUACUUAGAUCAUUUAGAGACUGUUGUGAUUCCUGAUCUGCUCGUCACGGGAGCAUUUGAUGGGGUUCUAGAUAGCGUCAACGGAGUGAUCCAUGUCGCUUCUCCUUUAGCCAUAACCAGUGAUAACCUUAGGCGUGAUGUCGUUGAACCAGCGAUUACGGCGACCUUGAGAGUACUAGAGUCAGCUAUUAAAGUACCGUCAGUCAAGCGAGUCGUCAUUACGUCCUCUAUCGCAGCACUUCUGUCUUGGGAAUAUAUCAACUCGGAUGACGUGACUAAGGUAUUCACUGCUCGAGACACCUACGAUCCUCCGGGACCGGAAACGCAGUUCCAGUCGCCGCUUCACGCGUAUGGUGCCGCAAAAGCUCUGGCACUCCAAGCAACAGAACGUUUCAUCAAAGAUGAGAACCCUUCCUUUGACGUCAUCAAUAUUAUGCCAAGUAUGGUGAUCGGCAGGAAUGAAUUGAACACCACGAAGGAGGAGGUUGCAAGUGGCACGAACAACAAUGUCAUGGGCCUUCUCCUGGAAGCCAAGAUCCCGAUGCCUGUGCUCGGGGUUUCUGUCCACGUCAACGAUGUCGCGAAGGCACACAUCGACGCCCUGAAUCCUGCCAUACCAGGAAAUAAGAACUUCAUAUGUUCCUCAGGGGGGCUGAACGGCACUAGAUGGGAUAACGCCAAAGACACCGCCAAACGCUAUUUCAGUAAGGCCGUCUCUGAUGGGUUUCUGUCUCUGGACGGAACCACUGCCACAAGGCCCAUUCAACUCGAUGCAUCGGACACGGAGCAAACCUUUGGUUGGAAAUUCUUGGGGUUCGAGGACCAGGUCAAAAGUGUGCUCGAGCACUAUCUGGAGUUUUUGGAAGCCGAUGGACAAAUAUUUCCGUAA